Molecule: messenger RNA, 697 nt
Organism: Pomacea canaliculata
Lineage: Eukaryota; Metazoa; Mollusca; Gastropoda; Architaenioglossa; Ampullariidae
Product: signal peptidase complex subunit 1-like
Exons: 4
Coding region: 103-447 (114 amino acids)
Biological process (GO): protein targeting to ER
Cellular component (GO): signal peptidase complex; endoplasmic reticulum membrane
Source: RefSeq, a predicted model, not a curated record
GUGACACCAUCUGUAUUUCCGUUCUAGAGAUCGUCGCACGUCCGGUGUCUGCUUGCAGCAAAUUUUCUCUUCUGUUUUGUGUGCGCGCUUCAUAAUCCAAGGAUGGACUACAUUUGGCCUUAUAUUCCAGAGAGCAUAAAAGCGCUUCCAGUUCACAUGGACUUUGUUGGCCAGAAGAAAGCAGAAAAAACAUUCCAGACCAUUAUUUUGCUAUUUGGAGUUGUGGGUUUUGUUUGGGGCUAUGUAUGCCAGCAGUUCUCACAAACAAUGUACAUUUUGCUGUCUGGAUUUGCUCUCUCUUGUAUUCUGACGCUUCCACCAUGGGCCAUGUACAGACGGAAUCCACUACCUUGGCUUAAGCCAAGAUCUGAAGCUGGUGGCGAUCGAGCUGUAGCAUCUUCUCCUCCAGCAUCUUCAAAUCCACAAAAAUCAAAGAAAAAGAAGUAGUUGUGAACAGUUGUUCCUUGACUAUUUCAAUAUUUUGUGUUAUGUGACUUCAUAUUUUAAUUGAUGACUGUUUCAUCAACUUUAGUAUAAUAAGUAAGAAACAGUAUAAAUUACUUUAUGAAAGUGUUUUAAAGCAGUUUGCUUUAAAGGUGUUAAGUGUUCAGAAAGAUGUUUCAUACACAGCCAACCUCACUGUAUUGUAAGAAAACCAAAAUUUAUCAUUUUGUUCCAUAAUAAAGUUUGAAAUUAG